GAGAGGGCAAGCCCCGCGCCGCACGUCGCCAGUCCCAGGCAGCCAGUCGCGCGCGCUCCCCGCCGGCCGGCUGGCGACAGCCCCGCUGCGCACACACAUGGAGGGGAGCGCGAGUCCCCCGGACAAGCCCCGCGCCCGUCCCUCGGCUGCUGUGCUGUGCCGGGGCCCGGUAGAGCCGCUGGUCUUCCUCGCCAACUUUGCCUUGGUCCUGCAGGGCCCGCUCACCACGCAGUAUCUGUGGCACCGCUUCAGUGCCGACCUCGGCUACAAUGGCACCCGCCAAAGGGGGGGCUGCAGCAACCGCAGCGCGGACCCUACCAUGCAGGAAGUGGAGACCCUUACUUCCCACUGGACCCUCUACAUGAACGUGGGCGGCUUCCUGGUGGGGCUCUUCUCGUCCACCCUGCUGGGAGCUUGGAGCGACGGUGUGGGCCGCCGCCCGCUGCUAGUGCUGGCCUCGCUGGGCCUGCUGCUCCAGGCCCUAGUGUCCGUCUUUGUGGUGCAGCUACAGCUCCAUGUCGGCUACUUCGUGUUGGGUCGCAUCCUUUGUGCCCUCCUGGGCGACUUCGGUGGCCUUCUGGCUGCUAGCUUUGCGUCCGUGGCAGAUGUCAGCUCCAGCCGCAGCCGCACCUUUCGGAUGGCCCUGCUGGAAGCCAGCAUCGGGGUGGCUGGGAUGCUGGCAAGCCUCCUCGGGGGCCACUGGCUCCGGGCCCAGGGUUAUGCCAACCCCUUCUGGCUGGCCUUAGCCUUGCUGAUAGCCAUGACACUCUACGCAGCUUUCUGCUUUGGUGAGACCUUAAAGGAGCCAAAGUCCACCCGGCUCUUCACGUUCCGUCACCACCGAUCCAUUGUCCAGCUCUAUGUGGCUCCAGCCCCAGAGAAGUCCAGGAAGCAUUUAGCCCUGUACUCACUGGCCAUCUUCGUGGUGAUCACUGUGCACUUUGGGGCCCAGGACAUCUUGACCCUGUAUGAACUGAGCACACCCCUCUGCUGGGACUCCAAACUAAUCGGCUAUGGUUCUGCAGCUCAGCAUCUCCCCUACCUCACCAGCCUGCUGGUCCUGAAGCUCCUGCAGCACUGCCUGGCCGAUGCCUGGGUGGCUGAGAUCGGCCUGGCCUUCAACAUACUGGGGAUGGUGGUCUUUGCCUUUGCCACCAUUACGCCUCUCAUGUUCACAGGAUAUGGGUUGCUCUUCCUGUCAUUAGUCAUCACACCUGUCAUCCGGGCUAAACUCUCCAAGCUGGUGAGAGAGACAGAGCAGGGUGCUCUCUUUUCUGCUGUGGCCUGUGUGAAUAACCUGGCCAUGCUGACGGCCUCCGGCAUCUUCAACUCACUCUACCCAGCCACUCUGAACUUUAUGAAGGGGUUCCCCUUCCUCCUGGGAGCUGGCCUCCUGCUCAUCCCGGCCGUUCUGAUUGGGAUGCUGGAAAAGGCUGUUCCUCACCCUGAGUUCCAGCAGUUUCCCCAGAGCCCCUGAUCUGCCUGGACCAGAAGACAGAGGGCAAGAGGAGCAAAGUGAACACCAAACAACUGAAGGUCUACAGCUGGAGCCCAGCCCACAGCAGCACCAGCAGCUCCUUUCUAAGGGCAGUGCUCUCUUUGGACGAGGUGGUCAAGACAGACCAAGGCACUACCCCAUCCAUAGCUGAGCCAGCCUCUGACUAGGAUCUAGAAUCAUAACCCACACAGGCCCACUGCAGGACAGGUGGCAGGGGAGCUAUUCGGGACAGGAGUCAGUUCUUCCUUUCUGCCAUCCAUCACUUAUAACUCCCCAGACCAGAGGAGAGGUCCUGAUGGAGGUGACACUUCAGGGACCAGAGGCAGCACAAGGGCUGGCAUCUCUCCUUCCAGCCCAAACUGCACAGUCCCAGGCAGGUUCCUGACACGUGUAGCAGUCACCAGCCACUUCUUAACAAUGAAUGUGGUGCCUGGUUAGUGCCAGCCUUGGGAAGGAGGGAGGGAGGUGAGAGGGGCUUGGUGAUCUCCGGAGGAGGAGCGCUGCCUUCACUGUGGUUGGGGAAUUGAUCCUUGGCUAUGGCCUACCCACUCCCUGGGCUGAAGAGUGCCAAUCAUUAUAAAUCAGCUUCAGCAAACUGAAACAAACCUUCUGGUGCCUUGGGCUUUGGGGCCCUCUGUUUUCCUGCUGCCAAUCUGCCUGCCAUAUGUCAGACAACAGAAGCUGCUGGGCUGGGCAGGAGCCCUGAGCUGCUUGGUGGACUGAUACCAAGUGGGGCCAGCCAGGGCUUGUACUGACUUGCUGUGCAACCUUAAACAAGCCCCACUAGGAAGGGCUAGAUCAGCGAUGCCCCGAAUUGUUGAAUCGGUAAUCACAUUUGGAUGGACAAGUUAGGAAACUUAGCUGAUGCUCUGAGAUCUUUCCCACCUCCUCAUACAUUCUACAAUAAGAUGCCUCUCUUCAUGGGCCUGGGGAAAGGAUGAAUGGGUGUGGCUGGACUUUUGACCUUUAAUGUCCCUGAGCAGUUCUUGGCCCUUGGGGAGAAGUGGGGGGAGGAUCUGGCUGACUCAGCCCCAACCGAGGGGUAGCAGCUGCAGCCCAGCCGAGCAGAACACCCUGGCCCUACAGGCCUGUGUCUGAGCAGGCUUUGGAGGAAAGGCCACUUCUGAGUCCUCUAUCUCAGGAGAAGCCAGGCCUAGGUGCUUGACCUGGUGAUCUGAGCUGUGUUUGUCCUGGUGCGGGUGGCAGUCACCUCUGAGCACACUGGCCUUGGCUUAGGGGAGGCUUGUGACUUCAGCUGUUCCGUCUGGGGCUGGAUGCUGGACUCUGAUUCCCCCAGAGAGACAGAAGAUCGGGCAGAGGUCAACCAGAAGGCCACACAGGGCUGUGGACAGCAGUGGAGGGUAUACCAAACAGAAAGAAAACGCAGGAAACCUCUCUGAAGACUGCCCAUGGGGACCUCAGGAGGGAGUGGGACUGACUGGAGACAAGAAGCCAGAAAUCAUCCCCUGGAGACACUCAGACACUGUAUUGUUGUUGACUCUGUCCUGUGAGGCCAGUGUCCAGGCUGCCCUGCUUGUCAUGUCCAUGCCCUCACCCUGGCCCCAGUGAGCACUUGCGCUGCAUGAGGAAAGGAAGAUCAGGUGGGGUCAAAAGCAAAGCAUCGAGGCUGGGACUGGCCAAGACAGACUCUGGCAGGGAGGGGAGUGGAAGGAAGGAGCCCCAAACCUGGAGUGAGAACUUUGACUUUCUGACGAUGUGGCCGAGAGCUAGGAGUCGCCUGGCCAGCACAGCCAAGAGUGGGGCUGGGGGUGCAGCCAGCCUUAAGGUGUCAACACCCGGCCCUCAUUGGGGAAGAGCCUUCAGCAGUCCCCGUGGCCUGCAGCCUGGGUUUAUUGGAGGGUACUUUCUUGCCCUCUGAACCCAGUGGAGGAGGGGGCAAUGGGACAUUCCUGCUCAGUUAUUUCAGUAUGGCCCCUGGGUCAGCUUUUUUUUUUGCAAAAUCCUAUCCCCCACUGCUAGAGUCUUUGAAGCAAGGGAGAAGCAAUAGCCCAGCCUCAGAAUGAUUCUCAGGAGAGCAAUUCCACUGCCAGUGGACUGGGUGCCAGGAGGUCUAGGUCUGGAUCUGGGGCUGCCACUAAUGACAGGAAACUGGGCUUAUCUUCAACCUUUCUGAGCCUCAGUGUCAUUAUCUGUAAAAUGGGGAUGAUAAUACCAGGUAGAGUUGCUCUGACGACUGGAGACCAAGGAGCGGAGUGUGUGGGAAAUGGCAAAGAUUCGUGAGGGCUUCAUGCUUUAGAGAUUUGCUACCCUUAACCACCAGCAUCAGCUCACCUGGGAAUCUGUAAGAAACGCAGAGUCUCAGGCCCUACCCCAGAUCUCCUGAUUUUAAAUCACCUGGGAAUCUGUAAGAAAUGCAGAGUCUCAGGCCCCACCCCAGAUCUCCUGAUUUUAACAACAUUCCCAGGUGACUUGGAUGCAUGUUAAAGUUGGAGAAGCUGCCAUAGGUGACAACCUUUUGCCUUUUCAGGACUUUGCCUCUUUCCACAGAGCUGCAGGUUCUGUCCAGGCUGCUUUUACUGCCAUGGGGGCUGCCUGGUCCCUGAGCAAGCGGUGGGUAGCCCUGGAUAGCUGAGGGGCUGGGGUAGCCAGCUGGGCCAGACCAGGAAGGAGCCUGAGGCACAGCACCAAGGCAUGGGGUAGGGUGGGCUUUGAGGCACGGCUUCCCCAUGCCCAGACUCAGGCCCAAACAGGAGGCUCCUGUGCACCAGCAAGUGCAGCAAAGCUGGCUGCAGCGACAAGGAAGUCAGAGGGAGGGCCAAUUUACCUCAACCCUCGCCCUGGAUGUGGCAAAAGAUACCACACUGAAGGAAGCUGUAGGGGAUCUGGGACCUAGUCAGGCUGGCUAAGGGCACUGAGUGAUUACAGGGCAAGGCCACAGAGCGGCAGGAAGUUGUAAGUGCAGGGGCCAGGCACAGUCUGAGUGAAGAGCCAUGAUGGCACUCAUCCCUGGCUGGCUCUUGGGCCCAGGCCCUUGCUCAGAAUACAGUGCCCAGGCCUGCCUGGGCAUUGCCUUAAUUCCUGUCUGAGGCUGCCUUCCUUCAUCCUCAAACUGGCUGCUAUCAGAGCAGAAGGGAAUGCAGAACCACCCCCACCCCAACUCCAGUGUCUCCAGAACUGAGCAGGGACCCUCCCCAUGACAGAGACAGACAACCCAAUGGCAGGGCAUGGGGGAGUUCUAACCUCCCGAGCCCAAGUCUGACUUCCCUUCCCUCUCCAGAUACUGAGGAAAGUGGGCUGGAGGUGGGCCAUGAGGGUGGGGGACAGGGAGAGGGAGAGCCAUUUGCUAAGAAGAGCCCAGGUUGUCUCAGCCCAGGGAGGCCAGUUUGAGGAGCUGUUCCUUCAGAAAGGACGAUGGAAGUGGAAGUCACAGCAGGGCUGGGAACUGGCGACUGGUUAGGUCGGACCCAUGGGUGCAGCACCCUCCAAACUGGUGUCAGAGCCUGCAGAUGAGUCCCGGGAGGAGCGGCCCUGUAGGAAGCGGAUGAUCUUCUCAAUGGUGGCCUCCUGGUAUUCGUGGGACCACCUGUGGGCACAGGAGCCAUGUGGGUCAGACAGCUGGGCAGAGGGAGCUGCUAGUCAGCUGUUUGCCCACACUCUGCCUGUCAUGGUGAUCUGUACCCUACCCCCCUGGUCCCAGGGCCCCGGGGCUCACUUAAUGCCGUUGAAAGUAAGCACAGCCUGCAUGUCCUCAGGCAGGACCUGGGGCUCAGGCCACUCGAAGCCAUCAAUGACGGGCACAAUGUUCUUGCCACAGCUUAAAGCAGUCACAAUCUCCUGGAGAAAGAAAGGAAAGGAGGAAGAUACUCCUGUAUCCAUUUAGGGACCCUUGUAGCCGGGCAGGUGCUGGGAGGGCCACUAGCCCGAGGCUGGGUCCAGGGCAGGACACCAGUCCUGAAGUCCACCUUGAUGUCUCCCUUAACCCUUGUAGUAUAAUAAAAAAUAAAUAUUUUGUCUCUGCCCAGGGUUCCUGGCACAGAGCCCCUAAAACCCUUGGAA
This is a messenger RNA of Macaca mulatta (Rhesus monkey), 5515 nucleotides long. It is a transcript of the gene SLC46A1, whose product is annotated as solute carrier family 46 member 1. The record is from RefSeq and is a predicted model, not a curated record. NCBI's taxonomy places the organism in Eukaryota, Metazoa, Chordata, Mammalia, Primates, Cercopithecidae. Gene Ontology annotation, molecular function: transmembrane transporter activity. Gene Ontology annotation, biological process: transmembrane transport. Gene Ontology annotation, cellular component: plasma membrane.